UCAACCUUCAUCAGAUAUAAUCAAACGCACAUCUGGAUCCCCACCCAAUCUCUACUGCUGAUGCUUUGGUGAAAAUGGGUUUCGGCGCGAUCAGAUCGAUUUUCCGACCAUUGUCGAGAACCCUAGUUUCUCGCGUCGCCUCUAGCUGCUCGUCCACGCCGUUUCCCGCGGCGGUUCCGGCAGCGAAACCCGAGUUAUGCUCCUUGUUCGGUGGAUCGAGGUUGCCAUUGAUUCAGAUGGCUAACCAUUUUCACAGCUUGAGCUUAAUCGAUACUCGGCUCCCGAAGAGACGACCCAUGUCUCAUCCCAAGAAGAAAAGAUUCAAACUUAAACCUCCAGGGCCUUAUGCAUAUGUUCAGUAUACACCUGGAGAGCCAAUUGCUUCAAACAAUCCCAACAAGGGUAGUCUCAAAAGACGGAAUGCUAAGAAGCGCAUUGGGCAGCGCCGUGCUUUCAUACUGUCUGAGAAAAAGAAGAGGCAAGCGCUGGUGCAAGAGGCGAAGAGAAAGAAGAGAAUCAAAGAAGUGGAACGUAAGAUGGCCAAAGUGGCAAGAGAGCGAGCUUGGGAGGAAAGGCUGGCUGAGCUUCAGCGACUCGACGAAGAGAAGAACAAGUCUAUGUCUUCUUGAAUUUUGCUUUCACUCAACCAAAAAAAAAAACAUAGAAUAAAUCUCUCUUCUUUUUUUCUUUCGACUUAGGUUUUUUGUUCCCACUCUUUGUUGUGUGUUGCAAGAUUUACUCACUGUUGUCUGCCGUUUUGUCGGAACCGAGAGUUACCUAACGUUUCUGGACUUUAUAAUCAUGCCUUUUCUUGUUUCA
Molecule: messenger RNA, 819 nt
Organism: Raphanus sativus (radish)
Lineage: Eukaryota; Viridiplantae; Streptophyta; Magnoliopsida; Brassicales; Brassicaceae
Exons: 3
Coding region: 75-629 (184 amino acids)
Cellular component (GO): mitochondrion
Source: RefSeq, a predicted model, not a curated record